Otolemur garnettii (small-eared galago) is the source of this 2646-nucleotide messenger RNA. It is a transcript of the gene OSTM1, whose product is annotated as osteopetrosis associated transmembrane protein 1. The coding region runs from base 106 to 1110 and encodes 334 amino acids. NCBI's taxonomy places the organism in Eukaryota, Metazoa, Chordata, Mammalia, Primates, Galagidae. The transcript has 6 exons. Gene Ontology annotation, biological process: osteoclast differentiation. The record is from RefSeq and is a predicted model, not a curated record. Gene Ontology annotation, cellular component: cytosol.
CGGCUCUCGGCCUGCGCUCGCGGAAGCCGGAAGCGGCAGCUGUCGGCGGUGCCGGCUGUGGGCGGAGGAGGGGCUACGAGUGCCCGGGGGUUCGUGGACCCCGUGAUGGAUCCGGACCCGAUAGUUGCGCCGCGAAGGUCGUCGCUGCUGUUGUGGCUGCUCCUGGCGCAGCUGCUGUGGUCGGGGCUGGCGCUGGGCGCGCUCCCUUUCGGUAGCAGUCCUCACAGGGUCUUCCACGACCUCCUGUCGGAGCAGCAGUUGGUGGAGGUGGAGGACUUGUCCCUGUCCCUGCUGCAGGGGGGAGGGCUGGGGCCACUGUUGCUACCCCCGGACUUGCCGGAUCUGGAUCCCGACUGUCGAGAGCUUCUGCUGGACUUCGCCAACAGCAGCGCAGAGCUGACAGGGUGUCUUGUGCGCAGCGCCCGGCCGGUGCGCCUGUGUCAGACCUGCUACCCCCUCUUCCAACAGGUCGUCAGCAAGAUGGACAACAUCAGCAGAGCCGUGGGGAACACUUCAGAGAGUCACAGUUGUGCCAGAAGUCUCUUAAUGGCAGAUAGAAUUCAAGUAGUUGUGGUACUCUCUGAGUUUUUUAAUACUACAUGGAAGGAAGCAAAUUGUGCAAAUUGUUUAACGAACAACAGUGAAGAAUUAUCAAACAGUACAGUGUAUUUCCUCAGUCUGUUUAAUCACACCUUGACCUGCUUUGAACAUAACCUUCAGGGGAGUGCACACAGUCUUCUACAGACAAAAAAUUACUCAGAAGUAUGCAAAAACUGUCGUGAAGCAUAUAAAACUCUGAGUAGUCUGUACUAUGAAAUGCAAAAAAUGAAUGAACUUGAGAAUAAGGCUGAACCUGGAACACAUUUAUGCAUUGAUGUGGAGGAUGCAAUGAACAUUACUCGAAAACUGUGGAGUCGCACUUUCAACUGCUCGGUCCCUUGCAGUGACACAGUGCCUGUAAUUGCUGUUUCUGUGUUCAUUCUCUUUCUACCUGUUGUCUUUUACCUUAGUAGCUUUCUUCACUCAGAGCAAAAGAAACGCAAGCUCAUCCUACCCAAACGUCUCAAGUCCAGUACCAGUUUUGCGAACAUUCAAGAAAAUUCAAACUGAAAUCUACAAAAUGGAGAAUUGACAUUGUAUCAUACAGAUGAGUGAUAGAAGAUACACCUUGGUCAGAAAGAAGAUAAGCUGUGAUUUGACAAGUCGUGUUCUUAAGAAAUGCAAGGACUUCGGGUUUAUUUUUAAAUAAGAAUUUUCAAUUUUUCUUUCCUUUUCCACCCCCUUUUUAAGGAUUUGGGUAUUUUUAAUUUCUAGCCAUAGUAAUGUUAUCUAUUUUAAAGUGUAUUUGUUACAGUAACAGAAGACGUAAGAACAAUCUUUGUUUUCUUUUGUAGGGAUAUUAUUACUAUUGGAGACUUCUGGUAUCUCCUUAUUAACAUAAGUAUCUCAAGAAGAAACGUUUUUGAAAAUUAACAUUUAAAAAUUCAUCAAUUACAGCAAAGACUUUAAAAAAGAAAUAUACUUGCCAAAAAGUAGCAGGUCCAAAGAUUAAUUUAAAUUACUCUUCAUUGCAGUAUUAUUGUUACAUAUAUAUUUAAUAUGUCACAUGUUACAAUAAUAAAUAAUUCAAUCCCUUGUUUCCCUAAAGUCAUUUUUGAAACCACUAACUGUAAACCUCCCUAGUGAUUUUUAGAAGUGGCAAGCUGCAUUACAUUUAUCUUUGUAAAAAGAUUUAUGGUAACUGGUUUCUUACUUGACUUUUAUAAAUAGUGUUUUGCAUCUUAUUUUUGCCUUUAUUUCAUAGUAAUUUGAAAUCACUGGACUGCUUUAUUAUAUUCAGGGCAAGAUGGAUUCUUUUUAUACCAGGGUUUUGCAUUGUGAAUUACAUUAAGUUAUUUGACAGUUUAUAAUUUAUUACUACUUUAAAUCAAAGGUAGCAUUAUCACACUGCAUUUACAUUGUGAUUUUUUAAAUGAAAAUUUUCUCUUGGGAAUAUAUAGGGAUUUGGGGGAGAGAAAGGAGGAGUAAAAAAGAGCUUAAGUUUCAGAAAUUAGAGCCCUGAAGGGCUGCUCAGUAUAAAACUGUUGAGUGGUUCAUAAUGGGGCAUGGAUCAGAAAGAUAGUCUCAUACAGAAAGCAGUUAGGGUAAGAUGAUUUUUAUUUUUUCUAAAUUAUUUAAAUCAGAUAAAAGUGAUACAUUGAAAUGAAGCCACAAUUUCACUCUCACAAAUUCUAUUUUGGAAUGUUUUAUUAGCCUUUAAAAAAAUUUCAGAAUUGUUCACAACUUUAUUCCUCAGGUUUUAAAAGUUCAGGAUUUCACUUAUUAAUUCCUUCCUGCUUUUUUUGGUGGAAAUAGGCUUCAUUUAAAACAUUAAGAAUAUGAAGCCUCCUCUAUAUGGAAACAAGAGUUAAAUAGUAAGAGAAUUUGAAUCCCUUCAAAUACUAUAGAGAGACAAGAAAGUAUUUUUAUUUUUUAUGUUUACCUUAUACAUCUAUGCAGAAUGAAAGAGAAAGCUCAUUCUUAGAUGUGUAACAUAUGCAAAAGCUGUUACAGGCCAGGCGUGGUGGCUCAUGCUUGUAAUCCUAGCACUCUGGAAGGCUGAGGCAGGUGGAUUGCUUAAGCUCUGGAGUUUGAGAUCAGCCUGAA